Cryptomeria japonica (Japanese cedar) is the source of this 402-nucleotide messenger RNA. Its product is annotated as probable E3 ubiquitin-protein ligase RHC1A. Bases 1 to 402 code for a protein of 133 amino acids. NCBI's taxonomy places the organism in Eukaryota, Viridiplantae, Streptophyta, Pinopsida, Cupressales, Cupressaceae. The record is from RefSeq and is a predicted model, not a curated record. The transcript has a single exon.
AUGGCUCAUCUACAGCGACUAAGGGAACUUAUCGACAAUCUUCAGUACGAGAUAUCGAGGGCACAAACACAUCUUCAGAACAUUCUACAAAACUGCGACAGAAUUUUGACGGCACAUACUUCAUUAUCCCUCAUUAUCCGAUCUGUUGGACACGAUGUUGAGUUAUCGGACGUUAAUUUCCGAGCUGAUAGAGGGGAUGUGGAGAGGCUAACUCAAAUUAUAAUUGCAGCAAAUCAUGUUGAUAGAGAGUGCUCGAUUUGCACCGAGCCUUUUCAAGUGGGGGAAGAUGCCCGACAGAUGCCUUGUCAUGAAUCCCACAUAUUCCAUGCUCACUGCCUUCUUCGAUGGCUGGAAAGCAGUAACUCUUGUCCCAUCUGUAGAACUCGUAUUACUAAUGGAUAA